Cetraspora pellucida is the source of this 510-nucleotide messenger RNA. The record is from the annotation of a GenBank genome assembly. NCBI's taxonomy places the organism in Eukaryota, Fungi, Glomeromycota, Glomeromycetes, Diversisporales, Gigasporaceae.
UCUUAUUAUUCAACAUCUGAUCAAUCCAAAUUAUUAGCCUUAAAUCAAGAAUUCCUGGAAUUUUCAAUUUUAAGUCAAUCCAGAUCUCCAACACCAAAUCAGGAAAUUUGUCUAAUAUUAAAUCAAGAAUCAACAACUUUACUUCAACCUGAAUCAUCGACAUUACACCAACCUGAACCAUUGAUACUAAAUCAAUAUAGAUCAUUGAUUAUAAAUCAAGAAGAUAAUGUAAAUUUUUAUUACCAAAUGUUAAGAAAAAAUAAUAAGCACCCACUUAAAUAUUCUAUUAAUGACUACGUAUGUAUUGCAAUUCCAAAAAUAGAUUGUAAUGCCAUUGAUCAGUCUACUUUACCUUGUAAGGUAAUUGAGGAAUUGCCAAAUAAAACAUAUUACUUACAAUGUAAAAAUAGAAUACUUGAUACCACCUUUAAUGUAAAUAAAAUUAUGUCACUAGGGCUGACAGAAUAUGAAGAGUUUAAAGUUUGUCAAGACAAAAUUAUUAGUGUAUGA